Molecule: messenger RNA, 6806 nt
Organism: Ylistrum balloti
Lineage: Eukaryota; Metazoa; Mollusca; Bivalvia; Pectinida; Pectinidae
Product: vacuole membrane protein 1-like
Exons: 12
Coding region: 8-1390 (460 amino acids)
Source: RefSeq, a predicted model, not a curated record
CACCAGUAUGUAUAAAUAUUCUGAAAAGGAAGUACAGAAAUUAACGUUAGAACAACUUAGACAGAAAUUAAGGGUAAAGGGACUGAAAACGAAGGGACGUAAAAAGGAGUUGGUGAACCGCCUGUUACAAGCUAGUAAAGCUGAGAUGGAUGGUGGUCUGAAGACGACCUCUGAUACAGCUAGACAACGCCCUAAAGGGUCUGGAAGCACCAAUGGUCAGGUCAGCGACACACCUCAACCAAAUAUGAACAUGCAAGAAGUUUUCCAUCGAGAGCGAACUGAGAGGGAAGCCAUUGUGAUAUGGAAAUCUCCACUAACAACACUUCAGUUCUUUUUUCUAGAGUCUAUGAUGCUUCUGUCUACUGUAUUUAAGAGAUUGUGGAGGAGGAAAGCAACUGUGCUGCUCAUUCUUUUAGGAUGCCUUGCUGUUUACACUUUAUACCUAGUGCAGGGCCCACACCAGAAGUAUGUACAGGUAAUGGAGAAAAACUUGCUGUGGUGGUCAUAUUGGGUGGGCCUUGGAAUCCUGUCAUCAGUAGGUCUAGGAACUGGCCUACAUACAUUUCUCCUAUACCUUGGUCCACACAUAGCAUCUGUGACACUAGCUGCCUAUGAAUGCUCUUCUAUAGAUUUUCCUGAGCCCCCUUAUCCAUCCAAGAUCAUCUGUCCUGCGGAUGUAGAGACUGGAAACGGUCAUAUCUCUUUAUGGACGAUCAUGGGCAAAGUCCGCAUAGAAGCCAUCAUGUGGGGUGCAGGAACAGCAAUUGGAGAACUUCCUCCAUAUUUUAUGGCCAGAGCUGCCAGACUGUCAGGAUCUCAUGACGAUGACGAAUUUGAAGAAAUUGAAGAACUGUUACAGGAGAAGCAGGUUCACCCUGAUGACAUGUCUUUCAUGGAAAAAGCAAAACUAGGCGUACACAGCUUGGUGCAAAGAGUUGGGUUCUUUGGGAUUCUUGCCUGUGCUUCAAUCCCAAAUCCACUAUUUGACUUGGCAGGAAUCACAUGUGGUCAUUUUCUUGUACCAUUCUGGACAUUUUUUGGAGCAACAUUGAUAGGAAAAGCUAUAAUCAAGAUGCAUAUACAGAAGUUAUUUGUUAUCUUCAUGUUUAGUGAACAUCAUGUAGAGGGAGUUGUCAAUUUAAUAGGGUAUAUUCCGAAGUUUGGUAAAUCCUUACAGAUGCCAUUUAAGGAUUAUUUAUCUCUACAACGGAAGAAGCUUCAUCGUACAGAAGGCACAGACGUGGAAAAUGAGGCUAAUAUACUAGGCUGGAUAUUUGAGAAGUUGAUUAUUGUGAUGGUGUUAUAUUUCAUUGUGUCUAUAGUCAACUCAACAGCACAGAGUUACCACAAAAGGAUGUGUAAAGAAAAACGCAAAUCACGGGCGAACUGAAACACCAAAACAUUUGUAAAGGUUGGUGAUAUCAGUCAGUGUGCUGAGGGAUAACAUGGACCGUGUAAUGUUAUCUGCUCAAGAAUAGUGUAAUAGAUUAUUGGAAGAGCAGAAGCUGUUCAGGGAUAUCCAAGUCACUGUUUGUGUCCUAUUUGAAAGUAAUCAGAGGAAGCGUUGAUUUUGAAAUGAGUUAAGAAUUAUUGGAAAAGAACUUUUUUUUUUAAAAUCUGUAUAAAGAUCACCCGUUUUGUAAAUCUGUUUUUAUUCUGUGUGUUGAAUCAUCAUGAUUAUAUUUGAUAAGACCUGUUCAGAAUUUUUUAAUACUGAAAAUUUGGAAAUUGCUAGUUUCUGACAGAUAUUUGUUGAUGAUGUCCCUUUUUGCACAUGAAUUGAAUUAAUGUGUUAUGUGAAAGAAAGGAAAUAGUAAUGGACACUAUAACUGGACUACACAGUUAUUGGACUCUGUUUUGUAACUGUACAAUUACUAAACCUUGUUUUUCAAACUUGGCUGUACAGAUAUUGAACAAGACAGGUAUUGAACACUACAGUUGUUGAACACUGUUCUUCAGCUUGGCUGUACAGUUAUUGAACAAGACAGGUAUUGAACACUACAGUUGUUGAACAUUGUUCUUCAACUUGGCUGUACAGUUAUUGAACACUGUUCUUCAACUUAGCUGUACAGUUAUUGAACAAGACAGGUAUUGAACACUACAGUUGUUGAACAUUGUUUUUUUUUCUGUACAUGUCUUGAACUCUGUUUUGUUUACUUAACUGUUCAGUUAUCGAACAGCUUUGUAUCUUAACUGUACAUAUAUUGAACGGUGGUUGUAAAAAGCUCAGUUUUUACUAUGAUAUCUUUUAUAUGGCAUGGAUAUUUAUUUUGAAGACAUCAUUUCGUAACUUGAAGGUAGAUCUUACACAAGUUUCCAUUAGAGGGAUAGCAUAUCCUGCUGAUUUUCAAAUUUGCUAUGAUGUAUGUAACUGAGUCACUUUUUCCAAGUGCCUCUAAAAACGUUUUGUAGAACUUUAAUUAGCCUAGUGUCUUAAUGAUUGGGCUGAUCAUGGGAAGUUCUGUAAUGUGGAGUCAGUGCCUCACUGAUUGAGCUGAUAAAGGGAUUUGGUAUCAAUAAAAAUCUAUUAGAUAGUUCACUAUAACUACAAAAAUUCCAGUGCUGUAAUGUUUUAGGUAACGGGAAAUAUGUGCAACAGGAAAGUCUGCUAGUGUGAUACACACUAUCCUAACAAUACAUAGUAGGAUACAAGUCUGAAUGGUGACCAGUGCUAGAGUUCUAGAUUUUCAUAUAGUUUUUUUAGAUAAAUCAUAUUUACAUACCAUUUUACACAGUGUAAACAUUGUGAUACUUCCAUCACUGUCUUACUGUAUUCAUGUUUCAGUGAGGAUCUUAAAAAGGAAAUUCUAUCACAAUUAUUACAAAGUGGUAGUGACGUAUGUUUAUUGUGUGGAAAGGUAUUGUCGCAUGUCCUGUUUUAAUAUUCAGAUUUUUUUUCAUCUCACUUGUUCAUUAUUUGUAAUUUUACAAAUAUAGUAAUGUUAUACAUUGUAUACAUAUCAUGUCAUGUGAACACUUACUCUGAAUUGUAUUUCAGAUAGAUUUUAUUUUUCAUCAUGGUUCUUCAUCAUCAGAAACCCACAAGGCUCUUCUUAACAACAAGAGUAGAGUCUUGUGAGUUUCAGGGGAUGAUAAUUUAUGGUAUGGAGAUAUGUUUAACCCCUAGCACUCAUACAAAAUACCCUGUAAGGGCCUAAUGAACACAAUAUAACCUGCAGAACUUCAAUUAGAAAAGAUUUGUUCAUUGAUAAUAUUUAUCAUCAGCAUGUUCUGUAGACAGGUACUUUCUUUAGCAGUAUAAAUUAAAAGAACAUUUUCAUUCAGAUUUUAAGUAUUGGCAAGAACCUUGAAGUUAAUUGAAGUUCAUAUGAACGUACCUCACUUUCAGAUACACAGUGUAUGUUCAUAUUGUACAAAGGCAGGGCUACAUUAUUAUAUAAAUAAGUUACCUCCCUUGGAUACCUUGUCCUGGCAGUGCAUUGUGAUGUAAGUAACUUCACAGAUGAGGUAUCAUUAUAUACAUGUCAUAAUAAUCAGUAAAUGUGCAGUUUAUAUAAUUCCUGUAGAUUUUAGUGUUUGUUGUUUGCAUGAACCUUGUCUGUUUUUUAGUGAAUGUCUCUUAUAAAAUACGUAAUUAGAAUGAGUAUGACAAUUUGCAUAUUAUCCGAAAAUCCUUUCAGUGUUUAAGUCUGUCAGGCAUAUUAUUUAUGUAAAAAAAAUUUCAAUCCAAACUGAUGUGAAUGAACAAAUAGGAUGCUAUGAACAGCUAUAGUAUAUUGAAGCCUGUGAUGUAAAUCAUAGUUUUUCUUCAUUUUGUGAAAACAUCAAUACUUACAAAAUAGACUAGUUCUACAAAAUUUUUCACCAAAUGAAAAUCAAACAUCAUCAUUUUUUUUUCUUUUUCAUGUUUUAUUAUACUGUUAUUAUUAAUCAUUAAUUAAUUUAGGGACCCUUGAUUUUGUUUUUACAUUCCAAUUAGUGAUGUCUUGUGGAUUUUCAUGUACUAAGAUAUUCCUGGAGGGUUUCUUUGUCAUCAUCUGUAAUGUACAAAACUGUCACUGUUAAGCCAGCAUUAUAAGGAGUAUCUGUGUUCCCGAAAAGUGAAUUAAAACUCCCAAUGGUGGGUUGUAGUCCCACAGUAGUAUAGCUAUGCACCAAAAGUAUUGUAUGUCCUAUGUCUCAAUAUCAAAGAGCGGGCCAGUUAAGUUACUUUCUAACUAUAAUUUACACAAUUUGAUUUCUGUUUUAUAUUAUUUAUUGCCUGGUUAUGAUUUCUUUGUCAAUUUAAUUUUGAAAGUCAAUAUAACUGACAUUCAAUACUUCAGCUUUCUAUCCAAAUCCUGUUAUUGACCACCAGUUAUAAUUACACUGUAUACCACGUGACCUGCAGUUAUUUGGCCCUUUUUGCCUCUUGCUGUUGUUUCAAAUACUGUUCACAUAAGAUUAAAUCGUUGUAAUUUAUCUUUAUGUAAGAAAAAACUUGUUUACAAUUACAUGGAUACCAGGUAAUUUGUGUUGUAAAAAUCAGAUUGUCAAGUAGCAGUAAGAAAUCUCUUUGGGUAGAAUUAUUGACAGUAGGCCAUCAACUUGUCAUUGAACACAGCGUUGUUAUCCCUGAGAGAAUAAUGCUGACUCGGGCAUGAGAAUUAACCAUAGUUAUUAAUAGAGUCUGUAUCUCUGUAUGGUAAAAGUACAUAACAGAAUGACUCAAGCCUAACACAGUUCAAUUUCCCUCCGGAACUGUGUUAUGCUGUUUGCCGCACUGCUGUAUUACGGGUAAAAUCAGGAUUCGUAGAAAACAUUCAUAGUAUUUGAUAGAAUGUUUAAGAAAAGUCUUUGGGUGGUGAGAUGUCAGUAUAUCUGAUUGUGUUGUCAUUGUUUUCAUGUGAACAAUAAAUGUGGCAAGCAUUACAGAUUAAUUUAUCUGUCAAAAUUUGAAUUUUUCAAUUGUUCAAAUUUAUGCAGUUUCAUCGAAAGCUACAAGGAAAAAGCAUGAUUUAUUCAAGGAAAAUUAUGAAAUUGACUUUGGUUUUCUUUUGUUUGGUGGGUUUUUUUUAGAGGUAGGGGGGCUUCUAUUUGCAAAAUAUGUGUUGAUUGAAAAUAAUUAAUCAAGUGUUUCAGACAAGAAAAGAUUUUUGAAAUGUCCACAGUGACAUUAUGUUAUACUGUGUUUACUAUAAGUAAAACAGUUACUGUAAAAUAAUCAAUUUUUGUGGCAGUUUUAUUUUUGCUUGAUUUAUGGUUAUGCCUAAUCCACAAAUAUACAUGCCCAUGAAAUGAAAAACAGAUAAUUGAAAUGGAAUAUAAUCGUGGUGGAUUUUGUGAGAAAGAAUAAUCCACAAAUUUUUGUAAAACCACAAUAUACAGUAUUUUACACUGUUGUUCUGUUGAUGUUACUGUACAAAUGAUGAUGUUUGUGUAUAUCAGUAUAUCAAAUGUUUGUUUGUAAACUGAACAAAAAUUCAUCUUGAUAUUACCUUCCUGAUGGCAAACAUCACUUAAAGGAAGCCAGUAUGUAACAGAGUUAUUUUUAUUUUGUUUUUUGUAAUGGUAGUACGAUGGCGUCCGGUGAAUUCUUUUUCUAGUAAAGACCUGUAUAUUAUUGAGCUUCUGAAUUACAUAUGUUUACCCUAGGGGUUAUUUGUUAAUCAGACCUUUAGAUCAGUUACCAUGUUGGUCUGUAAAGGGUUGAUUUGCUGGUAAGUGUGUCAGUCUUAAUGUGUAUGAACAAUUACUUGGAACCAGCUUCAAUCUAGGAAUACAUUCUUUAUAAAAAAAAAUCAGUUAGGACUUAUCUAUGCAGUAAUGACUGUGAUUAAGUUCUUAUUCACAGCAUAAUAAUAAUGAUUAAAAAAAAACACCUCUUAUAGGCUUUUCUUAAAAAUUGAUAUAUUUGAAAUUAAUGUCUGCAACUUUUUUUUUUUUUUUUAAUUUAUUUGGCUUGGAAGUUUUAUGCUAUGGUAUCGUCUAACAACAGAUCGUAAAUCAUAAGAAAAAAGAGAUAUGCAUUGAAAUUUUAGUUUCCGAACUAUUUCCCUGUACAGAUAUUUUUAGAUAUCUUUUUUCCAGCAAAAUCACAUUCUUUUGAAAAGAAUCAUUAAAACAAUCAUGAAUGGAGGUUGCCAAAAUUAUUUGAGAAAUUUAACUCUUUCUUACACAGAAGCUGUUGAUUUACAGUGGACUAUAUAAUUGUUUGCUUUUCAUAAAAUGUCAUUUAUAAAAAUAAAAAAGUAUUAAAAAAACCCAAUUUGGCUGGAAUGUUGAAUGGUUUAAGUUACACUUCUCUUUCAGUAGAUGGCUUCGUUUUUAGCUUAAUCUUACAACAAAUUUACCCAUCCCUCCAUACAAAUCUUGCCAUUUUUGACAACUGUUAUCAACAUUUUGUUGACCAGAUCACUUAGUUGUACUGAUGAGCUGAUUAGAUAACAUUUUACAGGUUUCACCGAUAUUCAGGGUGGCUCUUUGCUACACGUAACAUAAUGUCAGAAAUGUGUACUUGCUCAAGUAGAAAUAUUUUUAUUUUUACAUUCCCUUUGUGUAAUUCCUGAUCCUUCAUAAUGUACAUGGAAUAGUUCGUCACUAGAGAGACACUUUGAUCAUUAUUUGUUGUACAUAAUUGGAUGUUUUGUUAUUUAUUUCAUGAGAGAAUUUUGGGAAUUCGUAAUUACUGAGAGUUUUAUGGAAGCCGUGUUCCUCACCUAAAAGAGAAUUGCCCCUUGUUUAUAAGGUAAUACAUCCAAACUGUUAGAGGUAAAUUUGAGGUUUAUACUUUGAGUGUUAGUGUGAAAAACUCAAAAAAGGUGUUAAUACAUCUGUAUUAAUAAAAAUCCUUCAUAAAACUGUCA